CGGCCAUUCGAUCAAUCGGAAUAAUUGCGACUGUAACUGCACCGACCAUCUAUUCGGUAUAAGUCUACUCGAGUAACAAAUAUUUUUCCCUCGUCUUUUCCUGCUUGCUAGCGCUUUUUGCCUUUUCUGAUUCUAGACUACUAUUCGCCUUCGCGACUGCCUGGGAGCGAUAAUCAAAUCUAGACAGAGCAGCGGCCUCAAACCUCCACCCACGUAUAUAUCAUGAUCGAAGACCCGAUAUUGGUGACGCAGCUGCCGUCGGAUGCCUGGUUCGAGGGCUUCGCGUUGCGGCCCAACGGACAUAUUCUGGUGUCGCGCCUCGACCAGCCCGAGCUGUAUACCUUGGACGCCGAAAAUCCAGAUGCUCAGCCAGAGUUGCUGCACACGUUCCCCGAUGCCAACGGGCUCAUCAACCUGUGUCCGCUGUUGGGCUGCGAAGACGAGUAUGCCGUCCUUUCGGGCAUCGUCGACCUCGGCAACGUCAAAUUCGAAAACUUCAUUAUUUGGCGUGUCAAGCUACAUGGAAGUGACCCACCCGAACUCACCCAGCUGGCCAAGCUCGAGAGCUCGGGCUUCUGCAUCGGCAUCAUGGCCGCCACGGAGCGCACGCUGCUCAUCGCUGACUCCCAGAAGCACUGCAUCUGGCGCUUCGACAUGCCAACAGGAAAGACCUCCGUCCUGGUGGCCGAUGAAACGAUGAAGAUAGCGAGUACCGACGACUUCUUUGGCCUCAACCGCCUGCGCAUGGUCGGCAAUUAUGUGUGGUUCACCAACACCAGUGCCGGCAUUCUCUGUCGGGUGCCCAUCGAACUAGACAAGGACGACCCCGUGACGGGCGUACGCACCACCGGUCCCGUGGAAACCAUCACCGAUGACUUGCCUCACUGCGAUGGUCUGGCUGUCACCAAGGACCAAGAGGUAGUCUACUCAGCGAGCUACAUGAACGGAUGGCUAUGGAAGGUCAAUAUUGACCCCGAGACAGGCGAAGCCAAAACCGACGUCGUCAUGGAAAACUUGGUCAGUCCCACGGCUGUAGAACUCGUCUACGUAGACGGGAAACCGAAGCUGUUCAUCGUGUGCUGCGGCGAAAUCGACCUUGGCUGGAUCAACGCGGAUGACAGGACAUCAUGGAGCGAUCUUGCCCAAAUCAACGCCAGCGUCACGGUAACAGUCACGACGGAGGAGGUAGUCGAAGCUGCCUAAUGAAACACGGAGAAGAAAAAAAAUUCAAUUGGAUCGGUCUUCAGUGCUAUUCAUCUAUCGGCACUCAUGUCUUGCAUUCCUUGAAAUAAUACCCCAGCACAGCUGCAUUUGAACACAAGGGAGGUGGGAGGACGGGAUAGUGGUCUUGUUUUUAGUCAUCUCGCGGUACAUUUGAUUUA
Messenger RNA from Pseudomassariella vexata, 1382 nucleotides. RefSeq lists its product as uncharacterized. The transcript has a single exon. The coding region runs from base 223 to 1203 and encodes 326 amino acids. NCBI's taxonomy places the organism in Eukaryota, Fungi, Ascomycota, Sordariomycetes, Amphisphaeriales, Pseudomassariaceae. The record is from RefSeq and is a predicted model, not a curated record.